CCAACAUGGCGGCGGCGGCGGCGGCGGCGGGCGCGGGCCCGGAGAUGGUCCGCGGGCAGGUGUUCGACGUGGGGCCGCGCUACACCAACCUCUCGUACAUCGGCGAGGGCGCCUACGGCAUGGUGUGCUCUGCUUAUGAUAAUGUCAACAAAGUUCGAGUGGCUAUCAAGAAAAUCAGUCCUUUUGAGCACCAGACCUACUGCCAGCGAACCCUGAGGGAGAUAAAAAUCUUACUGCGCUUCAGACACGAGAACAUCAUUGGAAUCAAUGACAUUAUUCGAGCCCCAACCAUUGAGCAAAUGAAAGAUGUAUACAUAGUCCAGGACCUCAUGGAAACAGAUCUUUACAAGCUCUUGAAGACACAGCACCUCAGCAACGACCAUAUCUGCUAUUUUCUCUACCAGAUCCUCAGAGGGUUAAAAUACAUCCAUUCAGCCAACGUUCUGCACCGUGACCUCAAGCCUUCCAACCUGCUGCUCAACACCACCUGUGAUCUCAAGAUCUGUGACUUUGGCCUGGCCCGCGUUGCAGAUCCGGACCAUGAUCACACAGGAUUCCUGACAGAGUAUGUAGCCACACGUUGGUACAGGGCUCCAGAAAUUAUGCUGAAUUCCAAGGGCUACACCAAGUCCAUCGACAUCUGGUCUGUAGGCUGCAUCCUGGCGGAGAUGCUCUCCAACAGGCCCAUCUUCCCGGGGAAGCACUACCUGGACCAGCUGAACCACAUUCUGGGUAUUCUUGGAUCCCCUUCUCAAGAAGACCUGAAUUGUAUAAUAAACUUAAAAGCCAGAAACUAUUUGCUUUCUCUUCCACACAAAAACAAGGUGCCGUGGAACAGGCUGUUCCCAAACGCUGACUCCAAAGCUCUGGACUUGCUGGACAAGAUGUUGACUUUCAACCCUCACAAGAGGAUUGAAGUCGAGCAGGCCCUGGCCCACCCCUACCUGGAGCAGUAUUACGACCCGAGUGACGAGCCCAUCGCCGAAGCUCCAUUCAAGUUCGACAUGGAAUUGGAUGACUUGCCUAAGGAAAAGCUCAAAGAACUCAUUUUUGAAGAGACUGCGAGAUUCCAGCCAGGAUACAGAUCUUAAAUUUGUCAGCACGAGGGCUUCAGAGGACUGGACGUGCUGACGUCGGUGUGCUUCUUCCCGGUUCUCGCCCCCAGUCCCGUCUCCAGCCCGUCCCGGCUUAUCCACUUUGACUCCUUUGAGCCGUUCGAAGGGGCGGUUUCUGGUAGUUGUGGCUUUUAUGCUUUCAAAGAAUCCCUCAGUCCGGAGACUUCCUCCCAGCGCCCCUGUGUGUGUCGCCCGGCGGUGCCCUGCAGCAGUGUGCACUUCUGGCGCACCUCCUGCUUCCCGUUGCUUUAGUCACUAACCGCUUUCUGGUGUGAAAGAUGCAGUGGUUCCUCCCUGUGCUGAGCCCCUGCCUGGGCGACACCCGCGGCGCCCUGCAGCCUCAGCAGAGCCAGGUCUCUCCAGGCCGGCACCAGUCACUGGCCUCUCACUUCACGAUAGGGAAGGCUGCUACCUAGGGCACUUUAAGUCAGUGACAGCCCCGACUCUGCACUUCACCUCGGACCAUAACUGUCCCCGGAGCAGGAGCUCAUGGCGCAGCUGGGUGUGGCGUUGGCAGCAGGCGCUCCCUGGGAGUGCUGUCCCAUCGUCCCUCGCGUCACCUCCGUCACUGGCACGCUUUCAGCAGCCCCACUCAUUUCUCUAGGCAGAGGGUGCCCGUGGUCACUUAGACCGACCGUAGCGGCAGCACACUCGCCAACCCGCGUUACACGCAGUACCUGCGUUUGCAAGGCGUGCACGAAGCGAUGCAAAGGUGGAUGGCAUUCCUGGAGAAGCGUGGCUUUGGGCAGCUGCGUCCGAUCCCCAGGGGCUGGCAGAGAGGAGCACUGCGUCUUUCAGUGAGAGAGUGUACAGUUCUUCUUCCUUCCACAGCAUGUCCGCAUCUCAAGUUCAUUUUUCAACCUAUGCUAUAACAGUGUGUGAUGAAGCCCUGUGCCGCCGCCACACGCUCGAGGACAUUUCCCAUACUGCAGUUAGGACCAUCAGGAAACGCUAGCACUAAGUCGUGUUUGGAGCGCCCUCCGUGGCUUCCCGACCUCCUUCCGGUACCCGCUCUGCCACGUGUGCUGUGGAGUUGACCCUGUUCUGUCCCCGUGCGGUGCCGCCUGCUGACUCCCCCACUGCUCGCUCUGGUGAGAAGUCUGCCUUGCUCGGUGAUCCCUGUACCCUCGCAUGACUGCUACAGCUUUCUGUGCAGAGAUGACUGUCCAAGUGCCACGUGCCUGUGAUUGACAUGAAAACUCUGUCGUGACCUCGGAGUUGUGUUCCACGGAAAAUGCUACCCAGCAGAUCACUUAGGGAAAGGAAUUCUAUUUUUAGCUUUUCAUUUCUCAGCUGUCCUUUUUCUUGGUGUUUGAUUUUUUUUUGGACAGCAGUGGGAGAUUGGGUUCUAUAAAGACUGCCUGCCAGUAUGAACAGCAAUGCACUUGUAAUUCAUGGAAAUAAAUGUACAGCUCUUAACUUCA
Molecule: messenger RNA, 2539 nt
Organism: Lepus europaeus (European hare)
Lineage: Eukaryota; Metazoa; Chordata; Mammalia; Lagomorpha; Leporidae
Gene: MAPK1
Product: mitogen-activated protein kinase 1
Exons: 9
Coding region: 6-1091 (361 amino acids)
Biological process (GO): protein phosphorylation; intracellular signal transduction
Cellular component (GO): nucleus; cytoplasm
Molecular function (GO): ATP binding; MAP kinase activity
Source: RefSeq, a predicted model, not a curated record